Hypomesus transpacificus is the source of this 872-nucleotide messenger RNA. RefSeq lists its product as uncharacterized. The transcript is spliced from 5 exons. Lineage: Eukaryota; Metazoa; Chordata; Actinopteri; Osmeriformes; Osmeridae. Bases 195 to 872 code for a protein of 225 amino acids. The record is from RefSeq and is a predicted model, not a curated record.
AGAACAGACAGAAAACUAAGACCACAUCACCAAAGCCUGUUCAUUGGAAGAAGAGGGACCACAAUGGGGACAUUGUUCACCAGCGCCCACAAGCCCUUAGAAAGCAGUCAACAUCACAAAGACCAGACGAAGGAAGACAUGUUUCUUCUUCACCGCCAUUAGACCAUGGCCAACACCUAGACCAUGAUUUGAAUAUGCGGCAGCUUGAGGACCUUCUACAGGACUCAGAGAACAUGGAAUCGCAAGAUUUUGUUCAGCAGCCACCAUUGUCCAGUUGGAGUCAAAGGCAGAAAGAGGUCCAACAAUGUUGGCAACAGGCGAGGCCACAGAACCUUGACAAUUUACUUUCUGCUGAGAACAUCGUACAGAUGACAUGCAAUCACUGUCACGUGAAAGAAGCUGUCAUCCGUUGUGGGGAAUGUAUGCCCUCAGAGUGGUUUUGUGCUGAGUGUGAUGGCUCGGUACAUAAACACCACACUCUACACAACAGGCAAACCAUCAUGGAUGGAUUUUUCAAAUACAUCCCACCAACAGAGGCAGUGACACUCUGUGACACUGGAAAAUACAGCAUUUGUGAACAAGAUUGUUUUCUGCCAACAGCUCUACCUCAAAGGAUAUGCUCCUGUGACACCGCUGAUGCAGCAGUCUCUGAUCUCUUCCAUUCCUUUGAGGCUAUGAAGACAGCAGCUCCAGGAAUGUCCAGACAAGCCUUUACAGCAAUGUUGGACCAGAGAACAAAGCAAUAUGGAAGAACUGGCAAAGUGAAUGCAGAUGCAUUUCAGAGAAGUUUUCUGAAAUUUGUCUUAAAGAGUUGUCUUAAACAUUGUCUUAAAGGAGUGAAGAGCCAGGGUUCUUCGAUGGAGUGUUUUUAG